GGUGUGAGAAUGUGCCUCCACCAGGGUUCCAGAACAGGAAGAGCACCUUUAGGAAUUCACACGUUGAACAAGCAAUGGCGAGUGCGUUGUCACGCGCUGAACGCAUGCUGGUCAUGUCAACUCAUUGUCAUGAGUUGGAAGAUCUUUUGCUGACGCGGGGGCAGACUGAUCUACAGGUGGUGGCAAGCGGGACAGCGGGGGGCAAUGCUGCAAUGGUCCAGAAACUCACUGACCGUAUGCUGAAGAAGUUUGACACCAACACCAAAAAAUACUUUGCUGGUCUUGCUCAGAUUGUUCAUUGUACUGAAGAGUUCAUGAUGAACGGACCAGCUGAGCGCAUUCGAGCGUCUUUGCUUGCAGUAUUCGAUGCAACACAGGCACGCAUGGAACUUCAACGAGCAAAGGAAAACCUAGAUGCACUUGAGGAUGACGAUGGACUGGACGAAGUGGAAGAGUACAAGCGGAAGGUUCACAUCAACGGCAAACAUGCUUUACAGUGGCGUUGGAGUGAGUUUGCCCAACGAAACCCUUUGCAGCGGGAUGACGAUGGAAGUGAUCAUGGAGACGACGAUUACCUAGAACCAUACAACAUGGACGACGAUGACGCUGCUGGAGGCCUAGGGCGGGCUGCUGGAGGCCUGGGGCAGGGUGCUGGAGGCCUAGGGCAGGCUGCUGGAGGCCUAGGGCAGGGUGCUGGAGGCCUAGGGCGGGCUGCUGGAGGCCUAGGGCGGGCUGCUGGAGGCCUAGGGCAGGCUGCUGGAGGCCUAGGGCGGGGUGCUGGAGGCCUAGGGCGGGCUGCUGGAGGCAACCGAGACAUGCUUGGGCUCAUGUGCUUCAAGUACAUCUCCAGUUGUUGGCCUGAGCAAUUCCUCACAGCCUAUGCUUCUCUUGGGACUGACUUCAUCGAUCCUUCCAUGAGUUGUUGUUCCGACAGUGAUGAUGAGACCGACAUUGACGACUUUGGGACAGAUCAUCGAGAUGAUGGCACGACUAAGGGGGACACUUUCAUUCGAUUCCUACCUGAGUACGAGUUUGAAGCUGCAAUAGUGCCUGGUUCGGGGAUGGUUCCAUUCUUCCACAGCAGUGGUCGUCGAUCCAUCACACGCCACAAGCUGAACAACCGCAAGCAAGACACAGUGCUCACAAAUUACGUGGCCAGCGUCAAGCAACGUGGAAUAGUGCGAGGGGUUCGUGGGGAUUGUUGGCUGAUGCAAGAUCCCGAAAGUCAAGGAGAUCAGUUCUACAGUUUGACAUGGGGGACUUUGAAUCAUGGCAGCAUCGGGAUCGACGCGUUUUACAUUGCGUGGUCUGAACCGGGUGCGCAAGAGAAUGCCAACUUGCUUGCAACGGAGAAGGAAGGGCUGGAGGCGAUAUCCUACCACAAUUCGUUCCACGUGGGCAGCAAGACAUCAUUCUUGGAGCUUAUCGCCAAGGUCGAGAAGGAAUGGGCUCAGUACAAGUUCCAGAACGGGAUUACGUCCAGGUUGUCGGACUACGAGGCAAAGUACCACCAAAUGAUUCAGAAGAACUUCCCGGAGACAUGGAGCUCUAUGAGAUCUUUUGAGGCAACUCGAUUUGUCUACAAUUCCACCUGCAAGUUCCAUGCGUUUGAAGAUCUACGUGCGGAGAUUGGGAAGAGUUGCGAUUUCUUGUGUGCUGAGCUGAACACUGACGCGACGAUCAAUGUGAUGAAGGAAUUGAUCAACUUCGUGAUCACCAACUUCAGCAAUAGUUUGGCGUGGGUUGAGAUGAAGGUCCUGAUUCUGGAGUUGGCUGCACGGAGUGAUGCAAUGGUCUUGAUGCAGCAGAUGGAUGGCAAGAUUCUUGCACCCAAACCCAAGGCGAAGGCGAAGGCGAAGGUGAAAGCAAAGGCAAAACAAGAGAGCAAGGGAAAGGGUCGUGGUGGUGGACGUGGAAAAGCAAAAGCUGCACCCAAAGAGAAAGCCCGUGGCAAAGAUGGUGAAGAUAUCAUGGAUGAACCUGAGAAGACUGCGGACUAUGUUUCCUGUCAAGUUGACGGUGUAGCAGUCCUACGAACCAAGUACUUUCUGGAUUGCCUGGUGAGUGCUAUCCGUAGUGCGCUGAUCAAUGCUCGCAAGCAGUUUGGAGUUCCUCUCGGAAGUCAGCCUGUUGAACCUGAAGCAUUACUUGGCCCACCGUCGGCGCAUGGUGAAACACUUGUUUAUCAUGAUCAUGAAGUCUUGGUCUUUCGCAAAUGCUUGCGGUUGGGACUUCUGUUUGCUCUCAAGGGACAACUCACCAUCGACAAGAAGAUCCACAGACGCUGGUCUACUUGCAGACCACACAUUCAGGUUUACGCCAAACAGUUGAUCAAACGGGUGACUGCAUCCAUACCAGCCGAAGUUGGUGGAGAUGAUGAUCGCAUGGUACAAGUUCUACACGACAGAUUGGAUGCUCAGGAACACCAACUCACACAUGAUUCAGCACUGGAUGAACUUGCUGCAGCAUUUUCAAGGUGGUAUGAUGAUGAGAAGAAGAACAUGAAUGCGGGGACCAAUCCACUUGGAGAAUCGUUGAUGGAUGAUACGGUCACCAAACAUUGCUGCUAUGGACGCAUGUGUGCAGUCUGGGAUUCCAAAUGCAGUUGUGGAGAGGGAAGGACCAACAUUGCGACUUGCAUUGUCCACAGUUCCUACAUUGACAUCUUGGAUCUUGUGUACGAAGUUGCCACGCUCGUGACAAAUGACCUACCCCAUGGUGUGAUGCAGUUUGGAUUACACUUGGGCAAAUACAUGGAGAAGAAGGCUGCUUUGCCUGAGCUUCCUGAGAACUUGGCCAGUGAGAUUUCGGUCAAACAUAUUGAACUGAUCAAGUCCAUGCGCAGCAACUACUUGUCGAGAGUUCUUGUUCGUGCGAUUGGUGACCGAAAGCUGUCUCAGGGUCUAUGUGAAGGAAAAGACAAAGACGAAUUCACUGCGACUCGAGUCAAGUCAUUGAUUGCAAAGAACUGCAAGAAGAUACUUGAGGUUGAUACAAUGCUGGGUACUCCCGAUCAGCACAUCGUGAUUUCAACAUGGAAUGCUAUCAUGAGUGACAUUCUGAAGACAGGCACUUUUCAUCCAGGUGAUGUGGUUGUGAGUUCUGAAUCAACAUCGGCCACUCAACAACGCCACGCAAAAGAUGAGGGAGGUGAUUCUGCUUUCACUUCAUCAUCCCGUACAGUAUCAUUGUGUGAGAUCUUCAUGUUCGGUCACAUCAAUCAACCCAACAAUGAUGAGAAAGAUUCUGAUGAGAACCAGAUGAUUGACAACACGGCUGAUCCAUCACAAAAGCCUGACAACCCAGACAAGCACGAUGACGAGAACAAAUCUGACAAGGACAAAGAGAAGGAGAAGGAGGAAGGCAAGGACAUUGAGAAGAAUGCUUGUGAACUCACGAAGGAGUUAGAGAAGCUUCACAAGACUCAUCAACCUGCUCUUCACUUUGAUAGCAUUGACAAGCUCUUUCUGAUUCGACUGGCGAUCCAAACCGAUUUGGUCAAACAUUUCAGGAGAGCUUUGGACGGUGACAUGCCCAACAUUGUCUUCAACAUCUCUUCGGCUCAGAAAUCGAACAAGCUGAUCGUGAUUUCAGAAACACUUCUUGAAAUUCCCGAAGUCUUUGCACGCAAUGCGUUGGUGGAACUUGGCGAUGCCCGCGGAACGACGGCAGAGAUGAAGUUAUCCCAGAUCUUCACUUCGAAAGAUGAUUGUGAACCGACAAAAGACCUAGCAAAGAAGAUUCUGGAGAAGUUUGCGCCACCCUUGAUGGUUAUCAAACGUUCUGAGAUUCGCAAGAUCAGUGUGACCAUUCCAUGUGGCACCUAUUGUGAAACAGGUGCUGAACAAAGUUUGCCCUUGAAGUAUGAGGUCGCAUCAUUGGUCUUCAACACUGAAGCUGAUCCAGUGGCUACAAUCAGGGGCAUCAAUGGUCAGGCAUACAUUCAGUUGGAACGUCAGAACAUGCCGGGCGAAGAGGUCAAGAAGAAGCGUGGAAUUACGAACGAUCUCAAGAUCGGAGAUGUGGUGAUUGGUGUUGAGUCGUCUGUGGCCGUGGAAGAGCCAACAUCCAAACGUGCAAAGUUUAGUGCUAUGAUGGUUGGCAUCACGUUGCCGCCCAUGGCUUUGUCGUGA
Messenger RNA from Cladocopium goreaui, 4133 nucleotides. The record is from the annotation of a GenBank genome assembly. Lineage: Eukaryota; Dinophyceae; Suessiales; Symbiodiniaceae.